Messenger RNA from Plasmodium vinckei vinckei, 1161 nucleotides. RefSeq names its product conserved Plasmodium protein, unknown function. Bases 1 to 1161 code for a protein of 386 amino acids. The transcript has a single exon. The record is from RefSeq and is a predicted model, not a curated record. NCBI's taxonomy places the organism in Eukaryota, Apicomplexa, Aconoidasida, Haemosporida, Plasmodiidae.
AUGGAAGAAAAUAUGAAUACCUGCUUUUCCUUUGAUAUGCUUGAUAUGAUGAUUAGCAAUAGCAGCUAUAGAAAAGAAAAUGAAAAUUUAAUAUGGCAUGAAAAAAAAAGUGUCAAUGAUCAAUCAUCAUAUACUACAUUUGACAAUAGUGAAAAAAUAAAACGACAGAAAGUUAAAAGUGUAUCCACUAAAAAUAGAAAAAAAGAAAGUUUAAACAGAUCUGAGAAAACUAAUAUAGAUAAUGAUUUUUUGAAGGAUAUAGAUAAAAACAUUUCUGACAAUAUAGAUAGUAUUGUAGACAAAGAAAUAAAUGAAUCUAUAGAUACUGAUUUAAAUGUAUUUCCCGAUUUAGUAAAUAGUAGUAAAAAAAAAGGAAAACAAUCAAACCGUAAAAUUAAUGGCACUAAAAAAAAUUCAUCAUUAAAAGUACAAAAAGGCAAAAAAAAUAAAAUAAUAAAUAAUAACAAUGAUAGUAAUAAAAAAAGAAAAAGUGAUCAAACAUCAAGUUGUGAAAUAUCAGAAAGUGGAGAUCUUUUAGACAUGUUUUCAUUACAUGAUGAAGAAACUGAAGAUCAAAUUUCUGAAAAAAAUUAUAAUGACAAUGUUGAAAAUAAUUAUAUUGAUGAUAUUGAAUAUGGAAUAUGUAAUAAAAAUACAAUAGUUAGUGAUGAAAUAAAUGAAAAAUUAAAAUAUAUAGAACAAUUUGAUAAAUAUUUGUUAGCACCUAGUUGUAUAGGAUGUUCUAAUUGUAAUUAUUAUUUAAAAGAACUUACUUCAAAAAAUUAUGUAAAAUUUUGUUCAAUGGGAGAAUAUAUAAAUGAAGGUGAAAAUAGUUUACUUUUUUUAAAAAAUCAACAAAUACAGGAAUUAGAGAAUGCAAAUAAAAACCUUACAAAAGAAAUGGCAUUAUUUAAAGAAGAAAAUGAUAACUUAAAUAAAAAAUUAGCCGAUUUUAAAUUUGAAUUUAUUGAAAUAAAUAAAAAAAUUAAUAUGCUAAUAAACCAAAAUAAGUUAUUGCAAGAUAUAAAUAAUGAUUUAACUAAAAAUCUACAAAAAGAAAAACAAAAAAAACAUACCAAAUCUAAUAAUUAUUUAUUAAGUAAAAAAAAAAUGUCUGAAAAAGACUUUGAAAAUUCUAUAGACAAAGAGUUAUUUAACUAA